AGCAGUAAACAUUUUUUGUUGCUGUGUUGGAGUGAGUAAUUGUAAUUUAUCUCCAGGUAUUUGCCGAAAAUAAAAAUUAGCCAAAAAUAGAAAAAUGUCGCAUCAAACUGGUAUAAAAGGUAAUGAUAAACUUACAAAAGUUUUUGGGAAAAGCAAAAACGGAAAGCUGCGGGUUAUAAAAGUUUCAAUAGAAAAUGAGGAACUUAACUGUACAGCUACAGCAGAGGUAAAAAAAGACUGGGAGAGGGACUAUGACAAGUUAAUUGCACCGUUGUUAGAAGAAAAUGUACCAUGUUAUAUACUUUAUCGGUUGGAUAGUAAAACCUCGCUUGGUUAUGCAUGGCUGCUGUUGAGUUGGGUGCCGGAUACGGCAACAAUACGACAAAAGAUGGUUUAUGCUUCCACAAAAGCAACGCUUAAAACCGAAUUCGGUUCGGCGCAUAUUACUGAGGAAAUACACGCAACAACCUUAGAAGAGACUACUUUUGAAGGCUACGUACGGCAUAAACAAGACUUUGCAGCACCGGCACCACUAACCACUCGUGAGGAAGAGCUGGUAGAGUUGCGCAAAACUGAAAUUAACACCGAUAUUAAUACGGAUACGCGUCACCAAACCCUGGGCGGAGUAGUGUGUGCAAUGUCUGAUGCCACUGUUGCGGCUGUUAAGGAUUUGCUACGAGGUUCGUAUGACUAUCUUCAAUUUCGUAUCGAUUUGGACGAGGAGCGCAUACAUGUGUCGAAGGCAGCAGUGGUGCCGCUGAAUGAAUUGCCCCAUCAGGUGCCGACCGAACAUGCACGCUAUCAUUUAUACCUCUUCAAGCACACGCAUGACGGUGACUAUCAAGAAGCAUUUGUUUUCAUAUAUUCUAUGCCUGGGUAUACAUGUUCGGUGCGUGAACGUAUGAUGUAUUCCAGCUGCAAAGCACCAUUUUUGGACAACUUGAGCACGUUUGGAGUAAAUGUUGCGAAAAAGUUGGAAAUCGAUAGUGGUUCUGAAUUGACUGAGGAGUUUCUGCUCGAAGAACUCCAUCCAAAAAAACUUGCCAGCAGACCAGCAUUUGCGAAACCUAAAGGCCCACCUAGUCGCGGUGCAAAACGUCUGACUCGACCACAAGAGCAAUCUUAAGUGCAGAAUGGACAUAGAACUCUAUUCGGCAACUUGACAACCUCGCGGCAAUAAUUUGACUAAUGCUUUCUUUAUUCUUCCACCUGAUGUUUAACUCGCAUUUUAUCAUGAUUCAAGUAUUUAACUAUAAGAAGUGUCUACAAGAUAUUCAUACAUAUAUGUACAUAAACAUAAUGUGUAAUAGUAUUGAAUGUUAGAAAUUAUGUUUAUUUGUGUUCACUUCCACGCAAUAUCUAUUAAUAGUUACGUAAAUGUACACAAAUGCAUACAUGUAAAGA
Messenger RNA from Anastrepha ludens (Mexican fruit fly), 1404 nucleotides. RefSeq names its product twinfilin (gene twf). Gene Ontology annotation, molecular function: actin filament binding; actin monomer binding. Gene Ontology annotation, cellular component: actin filament; cytoplasm; myofibril. The transcript is spliced from 4 exons. Lineage: Eukaryota; Metazoa; Arthropoda; Insecta; Diptera; Tephritidae. Gene Ontology annotation, biological process: actin filament depolymerization; regulation of lamellipodium assembly; positive regulation of neuron projection development. Bases 95 to 1126 code for a protein of 343 amino acids. The record is from RefSeq and is a predicted model, not a curated record.